Messenger RNA from Penicillium riverlandense, 1113 nucleotides. RefSeq lists its product as uncharacterized. The record is from RefSeq and is a predicted model, not a curated record. The annotation marks the transcript as partial. The transcript is spliced from 5 exons. NCBI's taxonomy places the organism in Eukaryota, Fungi, Ascomycota, Eurotiomycetes, Eurotiales, Aspergillaceae.
UCUGCUAUCUUGGCUGGGCAAAAUGAGGGACCAACGAUCCUUGCGACUAUCUGGGUCUUACUUGUGGUUCCUGGCUUGGUUAUGGCUUUGCGUCUUUACUGUAAAGUGAUGGUCAGCAAAUCUUAUGGAUGGGAUGACCUUGUGAUCUGUCUUUCAUGGACUCUACUUCUCGUCUACACCGUUUUGUGCACCUGUUCAGUUCAGAUGGGAGUUGCCGGAAGACACAUCCACACCAUAGCAGAGCCGAGCAAAGUACCACCAGGUCUGGAGCUUCUCUACAUUGGUUUUGUCAUCGUGAUUAUCGCAUGUGUUCUAGCCAAAACAUCCUUCGCAAUCACACUGCUCCGCAUUGUUACUAAGGCCUGGAUGAAGGUCUUUCUGUGGUUCGUCAUCAUCACAAUGAAUCUGAUCAUGUGGUUGUGCGCGAUUUGUUAUCUUCUUCAGUGCAAACCAGCUGCAGCGUUAUGGAACGCAAAGCUUAUGGCUACAGCGGAGUGCUGGCCCACUCAUAUCUUUGAAACUAUCGCUCUUACGGCUGGAGCUUAUUCUGGAUGCAUGGAUUUUGUUAUCGCCCUUUUCCCAUGGAUCAUUAUCUGGAACCUCCAAAUGAAGCGACAUGAGAAACUUGGUAUCGGCAUCGCCAUGAGCCUGGGUGUCUUUGCUGCUGCUACGGCUUUCAUAAAAACCUCGAAGCUUGUGAAUGUCUCCAAGGUUCAGGAUUUCACCUACUACAGCUCUAGCAUUAUCAUAUGGGCCUCCGCCGAAACUGGCCUUACCAUCCUCGCCGCGUCCAUCCCUAUGCUACGGAUUUUGUUCAAUCGCUUCCGCACUAGCUACGAUGAAAGUGGGCCUCCUACUUCCGGCACUUACAAGGUAUCUGGCAAAUUCCGCAGUUACCACCGCGCCGGUCCGUCGGGAGUAUACGACCCCAAUCCGUAUAUUUCUAACAGUGGUGCUAUUGCCAUGACCGACUGGCGGGAUAAUAGCAGUCAAAACAGCAUCCUCGGCGCGGAAGAAAUUAAACAAACUCAAGAGGUCUCACUGACUUAUGAGAAGCGGACAGACAAUGAGAGAGAGACGGGAAACAUUUUCUCUUCUAGACGACAUGUGUGA